Ilex paraguariensis (yerba mate) is the source of this 732-nucleotide messenger RNA. Lineage: Eukaryota; Viridiplantae; Streptophyta; Magnoliopsida; Aquifoliales; Aquifoliaceae. The record is from the annotation of a GenBank genome assembly.
CUUGGUCUUGAAUCUUCGGGACGGUGAGCCAUUUGCUUGAUGGCACUUCGCCAGCGCUGUCGUACUUCCCUUGCGUGGCACUGGCAUCGGAACUAUUCAUCUACUAACAAAAACAACAUCAAAGACAACAAAAACAGAGUUCCCCUUCUCUGGAGUGGCUCUGAAGACGAAGACGCAGGUACCGUCCAACUUCUCUCCUGGGGCAGAGGCGCCUCCGGCCAACUUGGCGGUGGCAUCGAGGAAAUCCGAAUCUACCCAGCAACUGUUGCCUCGCUUUCCCUCCCUCCCUCUUGUAGUCUUUCUUCCUCGAUUCCCGGCCGGCUCUGUUCUCCUCAUCUGCCAUUUUCAAAACACGGCGACGCAGCAGAGUUGGAGGUGGGCAUCUCUUGCGGCCUCUUCCAUUCGGCAUUGCUGGUCGGUGGCAAAUUCUGGAUUUGGGGCAAAGGUGAUGGUGGCCGCCUCGGGCUUGGACAUGAGAAUCCGGUCUUUGUCCCUACUUUAAAUCCUCAUUUGGAAUCCGUCCGAAGCAUAGCUCUUGGUGGUCUUCAUUCCAUGGCUGUCAACUCUUCUGGCCAGGUUUUCACAUGGGGCUAUGGUGGCUUUGGCGCUCUUGGGCAUUCUGUUUACCAUAGAGAACUCUUCCCGAGAUUGGUGGAAGUCUCUUGGGAUAAACAAAUACAUCACAUUGCAACUAGUGGGGCGCAUAGUGCUGCUAUCACUGGAUCAGGUUAG